Hemibagrus wyckioides is the source of this 334-nucleotide messenger RNA. RefSeq lists its product as uncharacterized. Bases 83 to 334 code for a protein of 83 amino acids. The transcript is spliced from 4 exons. The record is from RefSeq and is a predicted model, not a curated record. NCBI's taxonomy places the organism in Eukaryota, Metazoa, Chordata, Actinopteri, Siluriformes, Bagridae.
AAGCAGGAGAGCAGAGGAACACGACUGUGAUCCUGAAUAAACUGUUUGAUCUGCUUCUGAAGAGCCAGAAAUCAGGAUCAUCAUGAAGAUCGUGCUGGUGUUCGUGGCCGUGAGCUUUAUUGCCCUCUCCUGUGCCGUUCCUGUUGAGGAGGAGCAUGAACGAGAGAAGCGCUCGUCCAGUGGUGAGCAGUUCAGAGGAUUCUUCCCUUCAUCCUACCCCACCUCAAACAAUGACUGGAUGAACAUCCUGAUGCCCCUGCUGAUAGCACGCUUUCUGGCCCCUGCUCCUGCCCCUGCUCCUGCCCCUGCCGCCGCCGCUGGAACAGGAAAAUAA